UGUAUUUAUUACUAUAGAAUCGGAUCGCAUUUGUAUGUACAUACUAUCCUUACGCGGGCUUCUUCCUACAGACUACAAUUGUACUGCUUUACUGCAUUCUCUUGAAUGGCAACGUCUGAGGAAUUACCAAAAGCCCAAUUCGGACCACCGCUAUGGCUUGGUAACGAAAAUGAGGGUCUAGCAUAUUAUGUCUUUAACCCAGAGGGAACAGAGUCAAUACUACUCCUUCAUGGUGCCAUGACUGGUGGCACGGAAUGGGAUCUUGUUUUACCCCACCUCUCGAAGCGGUAUCAUAUUCUUGCGCCAGAUAUUCCCCUCCACAACCGUUCAAGAAACAUAAAACUUGAAAACCCUGGCAUAGAUACGGGAAACCUCCUACGAGAUCUGGUCAAAGGCUCCGCAAAGGGAGGACAGGCACAUGUAGUGGGACUAAGUAUGGGAGCUCACAUCGGCAGGAGACUGGCAGUUCAGUGCCCGGAAGUAGUCAGGACCUGCUUUUUGUCUGGAUUCAGUCAGCUGGAUUGGAUACCAUGGAAAGGCUCGCUCGCUUACAUUGUCUAUGCCGUGGAAUACGUUGGCGCAAUGGUCCCAAAAAGCUGGAUUGACAGAAUUGAACAUGCAACUGAUACUGAGACUCCGCAUGAUCUAGAGCAUUUCAAGAGGGUUUGGAAUUUGAUGAUGGACGAUAGAGAUGUGAAGGGUAAAUCCUGGGAGGCUCGAACACUGGUGGUUGCUGCAACGAAAGGUGGGCUUGUUCCCACAAACGACUCCAUUAGAGAUGCCAGCGCAUUGGCAUUACUCGCACAACAGAAAAACCCAGAGAGCGCGGUUGUGCAGAAUAAGACCAUGCGCCAUGGGUGGAGCAGACAAGGCCCAAAACUAUUUGCAGAAGCCGUCAUGUGCUGGAUUGAGAACAAGCCAUUACCGGAUAGUUUCGAGCCCAUCUAAAUGAUGACAGAGCGAAUAUAAGUCUCAUCAUACGAAGACCAAAUAAAGUAUCGAUGCAAAUGGCCACCGCCACCUCACAUGGUAGCCUCAACUAGUCUACAGCUAAAGAGGACUAGACGCACUCUUGAUCAAGCGAACGGUGGCGGCUGAAGCCUAGACAGACAGACUAUAUCUUAGUUCAAAUCAAAUUAUAUGGAAACUCGAAUAUUCAAGUCCCACUCUUUUGCUUUGCUAUAGCUAUCCGAC
This is a messenger RNA of Trichoderma asperellum CBS 433.97, 1194 nucleotides long. RefSeq lists its product as uncharacterized. Lineage: Eukaryota; Fungi; Ascomycota; Sordariomycetes; Hypocreales; Hypocreaceae. The record is from RefSeq and is a predicted model, not a curated record.